UUGGCAUUGUGCCAUUCUCGCUUCCAAGCUCACAAAUAUCUUAUCGGUCUCUCUCUAUCGCCCUUAUAUAUUACCACCCUUCCUCUCUGCUCUCAAUUCUCUUCUUCUCCUCAUCGCUCCCUCUGUAGCGGAUCGGGGUUCCAUAGACUCUUAAGAAUCUUUACAAUGGGACAAGCUUUUUGUUGUAUUCAAGUGGACCAGUCUAAUGUAGCUAUCAAAGAACAAUUUGGAAAGUUUGAUGAGGUGCUUGAACCUGGUUGCCAUUGUUUGCCAUGGUGUCUUGGGAGCCAGUUAGCUGGUCAUCUUUCAUUGCGUGUGCAGCAGCUAGAUGUUCGAUGUGAAACGAAAACUAAGGAUAAUGUUUUUGUUACUGUUGUUGCAUCUAUUCAAUAUCGAGCCUUAGCAGAAAAGGCAUCUGAUGCUUUCUAUAAGCUCAGCAACACCAGAGCACAGAUCCAAGCCUACGUCUUUGAUGUAAUUAGAGCUAGUGUUCCGAAGUUAGACCUGGAUUCAACCUUUGAACAGAAGAAUGAAAUAGCGAAAGCUGUGGAAGAGGAACUUGAAAAGGCAAUGUCAGCUUAUGGAUUCGAGAUAGUUCAAACACUUAUUGUGGAUAUCGAACCAGAUGAGCAUGUGAAAAGAGCAAUGAAUGAGAUAAAUGCAGCUUCUAGAAUGAGGUUGGCUGCUACUGAGAAGGCCGAAGCUGAGAAGAUAUUGCAGAUAAAGCGAGCUGAGGGAGAUGCAGAAUCCAAGUACCUGGCUGGGCUUGGCAUAGCUCGGCAGCGCCAGGCCAUUGUAGAUGGGCUUAGGGACAGUGUUCUUGCCUUCUCUGUGAAUGUGCCAGGGACUUCAUCAAAGGAUGUCAUGGACAUGAUUCUGGUGACCCAGUACUUUGACACAUUGAAGGAUAUAGGUGCAUCCUCAAAGGCUUCGUCUGUUUUCAUCCCACAUGGGCCAGGUGCUGUGGGAGACAUUGCUUCACAAAUUAGGGAAGGUCUCCUUCAGGCUGAGACAGCAAAACAUUAGCAUUAAAUUUAAUCAUUUAAUCCCAUGGCCCUUGUUUAGUUCCAAUGGUAUGCCUAAAGAUUAGUGUGCUAUACUGCUAUUGUCUGAAGCUUGCUUUUACUUUGCUUUCUAUUCUAGGUUGUAAUUGAAUACUGUAGGAGAAAAUGUGUGUAAGCAGUAAAUAAUGGAGAAGGGUGAUGUUCCAUGUGGUUAGGGCAUUGUGGUAAAGAUGUUUAUAUAAAUAUGUAGGAUUGGAAACCGGAUUCCUUUGUGAUGUACUGUUGGGUUACUAUUUGUUCUGACUAGCGCAAGUGCCGCAAUAGUCUGUUGAAAACAAAUUAAAUGCUGGAUCUGUCUCAGGUUCUUGGCAUUUGGCAAAUACCAUAUUGUUUUCUGAGUUUA
Messenger RNA from Vitis riparia (riverbank grape), 1407 nucleotides. Its product is annotated as hypersensitive-induced response protein 2. The record is from RefSeq and is a predicted model, not a curated record. NCBI's taxonomy places the organism in Eukaryota, Viridiplantae, Streptophyta, Magnoliopsida, Vitales, Vitaceae. The transcript has 6 exons. Bases 166 to 1026 code for a protein of 286 amino acids.